UGAAUCCAUCAAUCAACUACUGAAAAAUCCUCCAUCAAACUACCUUCUUACGAGCAAUUUCUGACCGGAAAAGCCGAAGGGGUCGAUGGCCGUGGUGGUGCAGUUUCUGGUUAGAAAGUUCGUUGAUAGCCUUGCGGAGGAGGGAGACGCGGAGCUCCCUUUCAGCUCCCACUUCUACGACAUGAGGGCCGGGUUGGAGAAGGCAGCCACUUCUUCCACCAACACCGAUGAGCUCCGAGAGUGCAUGUACGAACUCAAUAACCUGCUCUCGCAGUGCCGCAUGCUCACCAACCGGCCAAUCACGCGGAGCUGCUACUUCUCCCCCUCCGAAGCGUGGCUUUCCAACAAGGUCAAGCAGCGGGUGAUCGCCGUGAAGCGCAGAGUCCUGCAAUGUGUCCAGAACGACGACCCCAACGGCGAUGCUACAGCCUCGCCGGAGGAGAAUGCCACCACCGCUGGGUUCAGCCGGUGGAGUACUUCUUGGGUUGAGCAGAGCAGGGUCUACGGGUUCGACCAACAGCUCGCGGAGCUAGAGUCCAGGGCGUUCGGGAACAGCAGCCCCGGACGACUUACCGGCGUCGGCAUCGUCGGCAUGGGCGGCAUCGGGAAGACUGCACUCGCGCAGCUCGUGUUCAACAGCCCGUUGGCCAGGCGCCGCUUCUUCCCCAGGAUCUGGGUGUGCCUGUCGCGCACCUCUUGCAUUGGCAAGGAUGUGCGCAAGGAAGUCUUGCAAAGCAUACUUAUGGCCCUCGGACUCGAAGAGGAGUUCAUAUUGGCCAUUGAUAGCCUGGGAGACCUGGAGUUAGCUGUCCAUGAGCAGCUCAAGGGGAAGCGGUACCUCAUAGUAUUCGAUGAUGUCUGGAACAUCGACGACUGGUACGCCAACGUUGCAGGCCAUGCAAAUGCCUUGUCGAGGGGCGAACAAUUGCCGAACGGCCUUGUGCUCGGGUUGCCCAAAGAGAGAGGUGGAGUUGUGGUCGUUACCAGCCGGCAGGAGCAGGCAGCAGAGAUGAUGGUGGGGAAGGGUAGUGUGUACCGUGUGCAGCCACUGGCCGACAGAGAGAGCGCCUGGGCGAUCUUUAUGGAUGCACUGAAUAAGGAAAGACAGCCAAUCGAUCUCGCAGCUAUUAACGACCUGAAAGAGGAAAUUCUUCAGACCUGUGGUGGGCUACCGUCAAUGGCCAAGGCAAUGGCAGACAUCUUCGCAAAAAGUCUAACGUUACCAGCAUCAACUUCUAGCCAGGAACUUAAGCUUGAGUAGUGGAAAUGUAAGGCAGGCAAUAUGCCUGUCAUGGACCAAAAA
Molecule: messenger RNA, 1303 nt
Organism: Triticum aestivum (bread wheat)
Lineage: Eukaryota; Viridiplantae; Streptophyta; Magnoliopsida; Poales; Poaceae
Product: probable disease resistance protein At5g45440
Exons: 1
Coding region: 86-1261 (391 amino acids)
Molecular function (GO): ADP binding
Source: RefSeq, a predicted model, not a curated record